Messenger RNA from Purpureocillium lilacinum, 729 nucleotides. The record is from RefSeq and is a predicted model, not a curated record. NCBI's taxonomy places the organism in Eukaryota, Fungi, Ascomycota, Sordariomycetes, Hypocreales, Ophiocordycipitaceae.
AUGGAGAUCGGACCAACCUGGAACGGCACCGCACCGGGUCCCGCGCUGUACCUGCGUACCCGCACCUGUGCCCUGACGCGCUUCAGGGCUUUGUCGGGGAACCAGGGCAGGAGCGCUGGAGGUCGUCGACGUCCCAGCUCUCGACUCCCCGUCCCGACAGGGGUGGCUACUGUAACUCCAUCAGCCUGCCCUCAGGCACCGGGCGUGAAUGACCACGUCUCCCUUCCUGUCCAUCUCUCAUCUUCCGCUGCCACUUUCCCCCUUGCCUGCCAGCCUGCCUUCGCCUCCCUCGGGAGUCGUCGCCCACGUCGCCCGCCUUCGCCGUCGUUACUGUCAACAUCGCCGUCAUCGUCGCCGUCCUCAUCUCGACGCCUCCCUCGGUGGUGGUCCGAGCCACUUGCGCUGUUGGUGCUGCUCCUCCGCCGUGUACCAGGUUGCCGCCGCCUGCCGUACCGUGCCAACCCGACCUCAAGCAUUCAGUCGACCACCCUUAUACGCCGCAUACACCUACCUUAUUCCUACCUACCGUGCCUACCGAUUGCCGGACUCACCACGUACGUACAAGCACUGACUCCGGCUCUGUGCGCCGUGGAGCCCGCCGUCGCGUCCGCGCUCUUGCCGCCCUCAUCCGUGCGGACCUCGCUUGGCCCGGCCCUCCCUUCCUAUCUACUCGGUCCGCUACGAGUACGAAUCCGCCCGGCUUCUGCCGCCAAGGCGCCGUCAACAUGA